Molecule: messenger RNA, 2516 nt
Organism: Marmota flaviventris (yellow-bellied marmot)
Lineage: Eukaryota; Metazoa; Chordata; Mammalia; Rodentia; Sciuridae
Gene: Chadl
Product: chondroadherin like
Cellular component (GO): plasma membrane
Molecular function (GO): protein binding
Source: RefSeq, a predicted model, not a curated record
GCCUUCCCCUUGUGCUGAGCCUCCGGUCUGGGCUGGCAGCUUGAGGCGGAAUGGAGGGGCCCCAGAGCUCCACCCAUGUCCCCUUGUUGCUGCCGCUGCUUCUGCUGCUGCCACUGGGUCCAGCAUGGCAAAUAGCUGCCCAACGCUGCCCACAGACCUGCAUCUGUGACAAUUCCAGGCUGCAUGUUGCCUGCCGGCACCAGAACCUUACUGAAGUUCCAAAUACCAUUCCUGAGCUGACCCAGAGGCUGGACCUCCAGGGCAACAUGCUGAAGGUGAUCCCUCCAGCUGCCUUCCAAGCCCUGCCUUACCUCACCCAUCUGGACCUGCGGCACUGUCAGGUGGAGCUGGUGGCCGAGGGCGCCUUCAGAGGCCUGGGCCGCCUGCUCCUCCUCAACCUGGGCUCCAACCGCCUGAGCUCGCUGCCCCAGGAGGCGCUGGACGGGCUGGGCUCGCUGAGGCGGCUGGAGCUGGAGCGGAACAUGCUGGAGGAGCUGCGGCCUGGGACCUUCGGGGCCCUGGGCGCGCUGGCCACGCUGAACCUGGCCCACAACGCCCUGGUCUACCUGCCCGCCAUGGCCUUCCAGGGGCUGCUGCGUGCCCGCUGGCUGCAGCUGUCACACAACGCGCUCAGCGUGCUGGCCCCCGAGGCCCUGGCGGGCCUGCCUGCCCUGCGCCGGCUCAGCCUGAACCACAAUGAGCUCCAGGCCCUGCCCGGGGCCGCCUUGUCCCAGGCCCAAGGCCUGGCCAGGCUGGAGCUGGGCCACAACCCUCUCACCUACACGGGCGAGGAGGACGGGCUGGCGCUGCCCGGCCUGCGGGAGCUGACGCUGGACCAUGGCGCGCUGCAGGCCCUGGGCCCCCGGGCCUUCGCCCACUGCCCGCGCCUGCACACCCUGGACCUCCGAGGGAACCAGCUGGACACGCUGCCCGCGCUGCAGGGCCCGGGCCAGCUGCGCAGGCUGCGGCUGCAGGGCAACCCGCUGUGGUGCGGCUGCCAGGCACGGCCCCUGCUCGAGUGGCUGGCACGGGCGCGCGUGCGCUCGGAUGGCGCGUGCAGAGGGCCGCGGCGGCUGCGAGGCGAGGCCCUGGACGCCCUGCGGCCCUCAGACCUGCGCUGCCGGGGAGAUGCGGCCGAGGAAGAGGAAGAGGAGCUGGCGGGCACUGCGCCCCGAGCCCCUCCGCUCGCCCCGCAGGAGAAGGACGGGGCGGCCACGCCCUGCCCGCGCGCCUGCGUGUGCGCCGCCGAGUCCCGCCACAGCGGCUGUGAGGGCCGCGGCCUGCAGGCGGUGCCCCGCGGCUUUCCCAAUGGCACUCAGCUCCUGGACCUGAGGCGGAACCACUUCCCGUCGGUGCCUCGAGCGGCCUUCCCUGGCCUGGGCCACCUGGUGUCGCUGCACCUGCAGCACUGCGGCAUCACAGAGCUGGAAGCCGGCGCCUUGGCGGGGCUGGGCCGCCUGCUCUACCUCUACCUCUCUGACAACCAGCUCUCCGGGCUCAGCGCAGCCGCUCUGGAAGGGGCCCCCCACCUUGGCUACCUGUACCUGGAACGCAACCGCUUCCUGCAGGUGCCCGGGGCCGCCCUGCGCGCCCUGCCCAGCCUCUUCUCCCUGCACCUGCAGGACAACGCUGUGGACCACCUGGCACCUGGGGACCUGGCUGGGGUGCGGGCCCUGCGCUGGCUCUAUUUGAGUGGAAACCGCAUCACCCAAGUGUCCCCUGGGGCGCUGGGCACAGCUCGGGAGCUGGAGAAGCUUUACCUUGACAGGAACCAGCUGCGGGAGGUGCCCACUGGGGCCUUGGAGGGGCUGCCUGCCCUCCUGGAGCUGCAGCUCUCUGGGAAUCCACUCAGGGCCCUGCAAGAUGGGAACUUCCGGCCUGUGGGCAGGUCACUGCAGCACCUCUUCCUGAACAGCAGUGACCUGGAGCAGAUUUCUCCUGGAGCCUUCUCAGGCCUGGAGCUGGGGCUCCAGAGCCUGCACCUGCAGAAAAACCAGCUUCGGGCUCUGCCCGCCCUGCCCAAUCUCAGGCAACUGGAGCUCAUUGAUCUCAGCGGCAAUCCCUUUCACUGUGACUGCCAGCUUCUUCCGCUGCACAGGUGGCUAGCUGGGCUGAACCUGCGGGUGGGGGCCACCUGUGCCACCCCUCCCAGUGCCCGGGGCCAGCGGGUGAAGGCUGCAGCUGCUGUCUUCAGAACCUGCCCAGGCUGGGCUGCCAGGAAGGCUAGGCGGACACCGACCUUCAGGCUUGGGGGCAGGAGGACCCCCAUCAAGAGGAGACAGCAAGAAGCAGACAAGGUGGGAAAGAAGAGGGGCCGCCUCUGAGCACGGAGCAGGCCGGCCCUGCCUUGAUCUCGCCCGGCGGCUCUUACUCUCGUCAGGAAUGGGCUCCGAUGGGACCUUCCCCGCAGCCUGCAGGUCGUCCUCCAGCAGGGGCUUCUUGGACCCCUGUCUAAGGGGCCGAGUCUUGGUCGGCGGGAUUCUUUUCCCUUUGAAUAAAAAUGGAAUGAACCCAGC